GGCUGGCGUUCCGGGAGCGCAGGUUCUGCCGCUCGGCUGCGGGUCCUGCCGGCGGGCUCCGGGGCCCCGGCUCCGCGGGGCUAUCAUGCUCAGCGUCGUGCAUUUCCUCCGGAGCUUCUUCAAGCCUCCAGAGCCAGGUGCACACCCACCCGGUGAAGACAAGAUUGAAGAUAAGCAGCUCCCCACUUCACCUGCAGAACCAGAGCAACAGGGAUGGAGUCAAGAAACAGACCAUGAUGAUUUUGAGACAUUGUCCCACCAGAGCGAAAGUCAAUCAGACACAAAAACCGACUCCUUUGAAAGUGCUUCCGACACAGAGUCCCUGCCUGGUGGCUUCACAGGGGGAACCUGCCUUCCUCUAAGUGGUACCUCUGUGGACAGAGAAGGACACUGGGGAUGCCCUGACAUACCAGCAACCAGAGCUCCUCAGGAGCAGCAUUCAACUAAUGUCCCUGAGCUUGACUCAAAAGAGGAACUAGAUUUGUCCCCUGGCUUCAAGGAAGAGUCUUAUGAAACUGGGUUCCAAACCUUUGCUGCAGUUGCUGGAGAAGAGAAGACAGAACACUUCCAGGACAGCAGUGUGGCCAGCCUGGAGCAAGAGUCUUUUCUGGCAGGGUCUCCUCACCACACAGAGGGCUGCUCACAGGGCACCACAGGCAGCUACAGUCUCCAGCCAGCAAAGGCAACUGCACAAGUCCUCGGGGGGUUCUCUAUUUCUUCUCUUCAGAAAUCCAGGUCUGAGAGUUGUCUGGACAUCCCAGUGGUCUGGCCCUUCCUUCUCUGGUGCUGUGAACUGGGCCAGAGCUGGCCACAUAUCCACAGCAGGGCCAGGGGACCAGGGCUACCUUUCAAAGGCCCUGAGCACAGCACAGGCCCUGUGGAAGCCAGAACAAAAAAGGGAAGUACUCUAGGCCCUGAAGAGUACACAGACUUGCUCUGCUUCCAGCCCUGCUCUGAUGCCCCUUGCCAGCUUCCUUUAGGGACAUCUUGCCUCCUUCAUGCCAAGCUUCACCACAGUGCCCCCGAAAAUAUUAAUGACGAGGACAGAACAUCCACAGAGCACUGCUGUCAACACAUGAGGACACUGACUAGGGCCCACUCCAUAGCAGUGUUUCCCUUAAGAUACCCUGAGAAUCCUCCAGGGCAGAAUUUUGUGAAAUUUGGGACUCAUUUGAAGGAAGGGACUGAAGCAGAACGAGACCCAAGAACACGAAACCCUCUCCACCCUGUCUUCACCCGACUGUCUCCUUUACUUCCUGCUUCCCAGAGGAGGGCCCCUUAUUUGCAGGAUCAGUAUAAACCCAGUGCUCUUAGCUGGAAAAGGGCCUUUCAGGACACACCCUGUGAACAUCUCUGGCUGGAAAACCAGUUGGGACAGGAUUCUAGAUCCUGCCCAGUCUCUUCAUGCCUUACUGCGGACUCCGUGAGUUUUAGCACAGAGGAAGUGCCAGUGCCCACAGAGUGCAAGUCGGAACAUAGCCCAGAAAACCUACAAGAGGAACCCCAAGGCACUGGCCCUGCACCAAACGAUGCUGAUGUGAGUGACAGACAAAAGCACCUUCAGGACAUUUCUGUUGAGGCAGGAAACCAAACCAGUAAUUACGGAUCAAAGUACAUUCUCAGUGAGAAAAGAAAGCCACCUGUUAGGGCCAAGUUCCCACAUCAUUCCAGCAAUAGCGGGACACAGGUGUGGAACAGAGACUGGAUGGGUUGCUGCAAAGUGAGUGAUUGUUCAGAUACUCCAGAGACCACCCUGAAAUCAAGUGCAACAGACACCUCAAAGGAGCUGGAAGAUGUGAUGGUUCUAGACCCCCAAGGCACCAAAAGUGCCUUGCCGGAAUUUUCAGAAACCAGAGCAGCCCCUGUGUCUCAUUGCAGUGGUGGGGAUGAGUGCGACCAGGGGCUGGAGGGUGGUGCCCGGCCCUCUCUUGAGGGCCUGAAGCUAGGGCCCAAGGUGGAAACAUCUAGGGGCAGGUGCACACUCAUCAUUGUAGCUGUUGAGCAGAAAGGUCUGCAGGCCACCAGGAGGAAAACAGGUCCUCUUCCAGAAACACUGUCCGAAUUUCUGGAGGAAAAACGAGGAUCUCCCUGCGGUGCUGGGACGACCUCCUGGGAGUCUCCCAGGGCUGGGAAACCACAAACUUGCGGCAGUGAGUGUGAGCUGCCGGAGGCCAGCAGACUGGCAGACGACGAUGGGACUCUUCAGAAGGGGGCCCACGACGCAGAGCUUGCGAUAGUUCUGGUCCCCGAAGCUGCCUCGGAAGAGAGGCCCCGGGACAAAGACACUUGUUCCCAGGAGCCUGCCCAGGCCCGGCUGAGCAGGGGUGAGGCUGCUGAAGAGAAACCGCCUGGGGCAAGGUGGAUCCCCGGUUUUGGGACACACAGGGCACAGGCUGCUAGGCCUCCCGCCCCCGGGCCUGAAGAUGCUCACGGGGCCCAGGGCCUUCACCCCGAGACGGGGAGCCUGGCGGGUGGGACGGAGGCAGCGCAGAUGGGUUCGGAAGCCCCAGCCUCUGCCUGCGCCCACGCGCCCCCGCCGCCGCCGCCGCCGCAGGGCCAGCCCCGCCGCCCCUGCAAGGCCUUGCAGGAGCCCGGGAAGCGCCGGACAGUUCCCAGAGUGACCUCCCUCAGGAAAGGCAGGUCCGCUUCCGACAGCCCAGGAGUGGAGCCCGGCGCGCAGGGACCCGGGCGUCUGCAGCCCACUCGCCCCGCUCCACCCGGUGCCUCCGCCCCGACCGCGGGUUCUUCGGGCCUUGAGGAACUGCGUGCAGACGGUCGGGGCCCUGCGGCCUAUUGGCCGCUCCAAGUGGGCGCGGGCGCAACUCUGAAGACCAUUUCCCGGGGCGCAGGUGGGGAAGCUGCAGGGCUAAGGAAAGGGGACCAUGUGGCAACACCAGAGGACCUGGGCAGCAGGACACCGUCCUCAGAAAGGGCUGAUGCCAAGAGACUCAAAACUCCAGAGAAAAGGCUCAGGGCAAGGCUGGCCUUAGCUCAUAAGACCUUUGCAAAUUUUUUUGAGUCAAAGGUUUUAGAAAAAGAGAACACUGAUGAAUGUUGUCCAGGUGCCCUCAAGGGCCGGAAGGAGAAGAGCAGGCCGCGCCAGAGUUCCUGGCGUGCAUUUCUGAAAAACAAAGAUGUAGAAGCCCCCAAAAGGCCCGCCGUAGUGAGUCUGGUUCCAGGACCGGAAAUCUUGAAUCUCCUCAGACCCUCUCCCCCAGGGACCAAUAGUCACUGUCAGGAGCAGGCAGAAGACAAGGAAAGUUGUGUGUUUGGAGAUCACUGGCCACCCCCACAUGCUCCCACACCUUUGUCAUCCAGCAAUUUGGUCUCUCCAGAUAACAGGAGAAAAAGUGAACCAACCAUCAAAUGCACAAGCCCCCAGGAAAGUGGUAGGUACCUAACUUCAGGUAUCUUUCCUGAGAAGUCCUGGCUGAUGUCACCCACCAGCCCUUGUGCCCAGCAGACUGGGAUCAGCCGCACCCUUCCAUCCAGCUCUGCCUGUUGCUUGGCAUAUGGGAGCCAAGGCAUGCCCAGCAAACCCAUGAGUCCCAAGCCCCGAAACCCCAGGCCUGGUGCUCAUCGGGCAGAUUUCCGCUACCCAGGCAGGAGCAGUGCUGUCUCCAUGGUUUCCCUUGGAAGCUACAUGGAUGUGGAUAACAGCUCAGAGGCUUCUGAAAGGCCCAGGACCCCCAAGGCCCCAGCAAGCCUCCUACUUUCUCUGCAAACACUAGACCAGGAUGACCAGAAGGAAGAGAGCAGGAAAAGAGGCUGGCAUCACCAUGGCCUGAGCACAGCACCCUCACUCAUGGACCUUCCUGGGACUGAGAACUAUAUGCGGUGGGAAGAACAACAAGGCAAGAAGCCCAAUUGCUCCCACAGUCAGAAAGCUUUUCACAUUGAGCCAACACAGAGGCCAUUCUCUACCACUGAGAUGGUGGCAUGGACCCUCCCCUCCGUCUCUGCAGAGGAUAUCCCCAGGGAGACUCCUUCACAACCUAGGAGCAUCAUCCCUCGGCACUCACGCAUCAGUUUAGAUGACCUGUGGCUGGAGAAGAUGCAGAGGAGGAGGUUUAAGAAGCAGGUCCAGGUUGAAAGGAAGAUGCACCCAGAGAUAGCACAUAAAGAUGGAGUCCAAUGUUGGAGGAAGAUGACUGUGACCUCUCCAGAGUCGUUGAGUCUCGCUAGAAGAAACCAUCCAUUCUCCCAGAGUGCCCCAACAGGACUGAACUGCAUGGGCUGGCCAGAGUACCUACCAGACACUGCUCCUCUUUGCCAGCUGGUGUCUCUCCUUCCAGCUAUCCCUGAUGGAGUUCUGGACCCGGCCAUCCGUGCUGACGAGGCAGGGAGUGAGGAGGACCUGUAUGAGGACCUGCACAGCUCCAGCCAGCACUACAGCCACCCUGGAGGGGGUGGUGAGCAGCUGGCCAUCAAUGAGCUCAUCAGUGAUGGCAGUGUGGUCUGUGCUGAAGCACUCUGGGACCAUGUCACCAUGGAUGACCAGGAACUGGGCUUCAAAGCUGGGGAUGUCAUCGAAGUAAUGGAUGCCACCAACAGAGAGUGGUGGUGGGGUCGUGUUGCUGAUGGCGAGGGGUGGUUUCCAGCCAGCUUCGUGCGGCUGCGGGUGAACCAGGACGAGCCCGCCGACGAUGACACAUUGCGGGCCGGGGACAGCGGGGCCGAGGAUGGAAGUGCCGAGGGGCAGAGCAGCAAGGACCAGAUGCGGACCAACGUCAUCAAUGAGAUCCUCAGCACUGAGCGGGACUACAUCAAGCAUCUGCGGGACAUCUGCGAGGGCUACAUCAGGCAGUGUCGCAAGCGUGCUGACAUGUUCAGCGAGGAACAGCUGCACACCAUCUUUGGGAACAUCGAGGACAUCUACCGGUGCCAGAAGGCGUUCGUGAAGGCGCUAGAGCAGAAGUUCAACAGGGAGCGCCCCCACCUGAGCGAGCUGGGCGCCUGCUUCCUGGAGCACCAAGCGGACUUCCAGAUCUACUCGGAGUACUGCAACAACCACCCCAAUGCCUGUGUGGAGCUCUCCAGGCUUACCAAGCUCAGCAAGUAUGUGUACUUCUUUGAGGCCUGCCGGUUACUACAGAAGAUGAUAGAUAUCUCCCUGGACGGCUUUCUGCUGACACCGGUACAGAAGAUCUGCAAGUACCCUCUGCAGCUGGCUGAGCUGCUCAAGUACACACCCCCCCAGCACAGGGACUUCAAGGAUGUGGAGGCAGCCUUACAUGCCAUGAAGAAUGUGGCCCAGCUCAUCAACGAACGGAAACGGAGGCUUGAAAACAUUGACAAGAUUGCUCAGUGGCAGAGCUCCAUAGAGGAUUGGGAGGGGGAAGAUCUCCUGGUCAGGAGUUCGGAACUCAUCUACUCGGGGGAGCUGACCCGUGUUACACAACCACAAGCCAAGAGCCAGCAGAGGAUGUUUUUCCUCUUUGACCACCAGCUCAUCUACUGCAAGAAGGACCUUCUCCGCCGGGAUGUGCUGUACUAUAAGGGCCGAGUGGACAUGGAUGGCCUGGAGGUGGUGGACCUGGAGGACGGGAAAGAUCGAGACCUCCACGUGAGUGUCAAGAAUGCUUUCCGUCUGCUCUGCGGCACCACGGGAGAGAGUCACCUGCUGUGUGCCAGGAAGCCUGAGCAAAAACAACGCUGGCUCAAGGCCUUCGCCAGGGAGAGGGAGCAGGUGCGGCUGGACCAGGAGACAGGCUUCUCCAUCACCGAGCUGCAGAGGAAGCAGGCCAUGCUGAAUGCCAGCAAGCAGCAGGCCACUGGGAAGCCCAAAGCCCUCAGCCGGCCCUACUACCUGGCACGCCAGAAGCACCCGGCACUGCCGGCCAGCCUGCCCCAGCAACAGGUUUUGGUACUGGCAGAGCCCAAGAGGAAGCCAUCCACCUUCUGGCACAGCAUUAGCCGGCUAGCACCAUUCCGCAAGUGAGCCAGCCCCCACCCGACAGCACUGUAUGGACCUGUCCCUCCAGUGGGCCUCCAGCUUUUUCUCCCUGAGGCCCACAGCAUGUGGCCUCCUCUGCCUGUCAUAUGCACUGGAAGUUACAGGCUGAGGGAGGGAACUGCUCGGCACCCCAUUCUUCGUUUCUUCCCCACCACUGGUGCACUGAAGACACCAGCUGGAGGGGCAGGGGCCCACAGCGGUGAGCCUUCCGCCACCCUCUGGACCUCUAUGGGGCCUCCUGGGAGCCACAGCUCAGAGCCACCGGCCAGGCCAACACGCGUGAGAGGACUGGCCACUCUGGACCCUCUUCUCUGGACAUCUUAUUACCCUUCCUCCUGCUGUCUCUGGGCAGACUGCCUUCAGCCCCUGCAAAGUUGGGCUGUGUGCCCCUCUGCCCUCCUUCAGGCCGCUGGUCCCCAGCUGGUGGUGCCAGGCAACUUGCAUCCCUGGAGGGUGGGAACCAGAAUUCUGUGCACAAAAAUGUCGGGCCCAGAGCCCACCUCUUUUGCCUCCCAGUCCCUCUCUAGACACUCCUGGCUGCUGAACACCCUCUUCACUUGUGAUGUGUUUGUAGUGGAAAGAAAACAAAACCAUAGUCACUGCAUACUUCUGUCAGGGUUUGUGACCAGUCCACGUGUAGUUGUGGGUUGACUCCAGAAUCUGCUCCCAGUUUGUCUGGAUUGUUCUGUUUUUCUAACAUUGGGGAAAAAUAAUUGUUAUUAGUGACACAGAAAGAUUGCCUUACCCUAAGUGAGUGUGAGAAGCCAUAAGGACUGAAUUCUGUGGCCCAGCAUCCAGGACUGACCCACUAACCCAGAGUCCAGUGAGCAUGUGAGUUAAGAGGGAAGCCCAUGUCCUGCCGAGAAGGGUCACAAGUACAGCCAGGACCUGGCUUGUGGGUGCGGGAACACUGAGCUGCCCCUCUGGCUUAAGGGAAUUCAGCAGCAUGUACAGUCAGUCACUCUUGCACUAUACCUUCUCCAAGCCAGAAGCCACAUUUAAUUUCAUAAAGAAACAUGAAAAAUAA
This is a messenger RNA of Neofelis nebulosa (Clouded leopard), 6983 nucleotides long. RefSeq names its product Rho guanine nucleotide exchange factor 4 (gene ARHGEF4). The record is from RefSeq and is a predicted model, not a curated record. The coding region runs from base 86 to 5941 and encodes 1951 amino acids. Lineage: Eukaryota; Metazoa; Chordata; Mammalia; Carnivora; Felidae. Gene Ontology annotation, molecular function: protein binding; guanyl-nucleotide exchange factor activity. The transcript is spliced from 14 exons. Gene Ontology annotation, biological process: intracellular signal transduction.